This is a messenger RNA of Nematocida parisii ERTm1, 1989 nucleotides long. RefSeq lists its product as uncharacterized. Bases 1 to 1989 code for a protein of 662 amino acids. The record is from RefSeq and is a predicted model, not a curated record. The transcript has a single exon. NCBI's taxonomy places the organism in Eukaryota, Fungi, Microsporidia.
AUGAAGAGAAUCAAUUCUAUAAUAUACUUCUUUGUAUAUUUUAUUUAUAAUAGUAGGCAGUUUACUGAGAAUUUAACUAAAAAAGAAGACUCUACUCAACUAAUAAAAAGUUUAGAGGACACCAAUGGAUUGGAUAGUAAGAUUAAAGGCUCAAAGGAAGAUACAGUGUCAAACAGCAAGAUAGAAGAAAGUAUUAAAAAAGAAAUAAAUACAAAAAGCAGUGCAAUUUCAGAUAGUUCAGAAAUUAACAAAACACACAAAGAUUUAAAAUCUCCUUUAGAAAAAGAGAAGGAUAUAAAUAAAGACACCUCUCCUUUUUCUCCCUCAAGUGACUUAUUCAGUGAAAAGAAGAGCUCUUAUAAAUCCAAGACAGACCAGAAUAGUCAGCACAAAGAAAAUAAAAUGUCUUCUGGCUGUUGCAAACCAAAAGAUGAGAAUAAGUGUUCAUGUAAGAAGAAUAAAUCAGAUGAUCUAUUCAAGCCAAUGGAAGAUGAUAAAUUCUGCUGCAAAAAGAAAAAGUCUGAAGAUUUGUUUAAGCCCAAGGAAGAUAACAAAUGCUUAUGUAAAGAGAACAAACCAGAUAAUCUACCUAAACAAAAAACUAAAAGCACAUGCUCGUGCAAAGGUAAGUUAGACGAUUCAUUUAAGCCCAAGAAUGAGAGCAGAAACUGGCAUAACCAUCCACCGAGCACUAAAGACAAAUGCUCUUGCAAGAAAAAUAAGUCUGAUCGCCCACACAAACCAAAGAGUAAUAAAAAGUGUUCCUGCAAAGAAGAUGAAUUAGAUGACCCACUGCCUCUAGUGAAUAAAGGCAAAUGUUCAUGUAAUAAAAAUAAAUCUGGCUAUUCACUUAAACCGAAAAGCAAUAAAAAGAAAAAAGAGGUUCAUAUAAACUCAGAUCCUAUGGAAAAUGAUUUUAAAAAUAAUGAAGAUUUAACUAUUAAAUGUGACAAAAAUAUGUCUUAUAAGUCCACAAGUGAAGCACUGGAUUUAUCUGAAAUAGACUAUAAAGUGUCUAAUUUAUUGCCACGUGAUAAAGAAAAAGCUAAGCAGUCUAGUACACCACCAGAACCACACAACGCCCCACCUGUGCCAGAGCCAGAAACAGCUUCUCUACUAAGUGCCCCACCAAUUGCACUAAAACCAGAACCAACUCCUGCACCAGCUGCUUUACAGAAUGAAUCAAAACCAACUCCUGCACCAGCUGCUUUACAGAAUGAAUCAAUGCCUGAGCCUGCUCCAGAACAACCCGCUAUACUUGCUCUAAUGCAGACUGCACCAGAUCAGACAAGCCCGCCAGAACCAGAGCAAGCAGACCUACCAGAAGAAUCACAAAAUGCUCCAGAACCAGAGCAGGCAGAUCCGCCACAAUCUCCAAACAAUGAGCCUGGCCCAGAAGAACCUAAUGUCAGUAUGAAUACAGAUGGCUCUAACCAGCCUAAUGAGGUACAUCACAUACAUCAAACUGUAGAUGGGGAUAACCCAGCUCCUCCAAAAGUAGGCUUUUUUACAGGAAUAUUCAGGGGUAUAUCUAGUGGUUUCUCAAGGGUGUUUUUAUGGAUUAAAUCAUUCUUUGUAACAGUCCCCCCUGAUGAUGUAGAAAUUAUUGACGUAAAUGUUGCCCAGGUUGAAGUAAAUAAUGUAAAGCCAGACCAAAAAAAUAUGCCGAAACCUCCUCCCAGUGCACCAGAAACAAAGACACCAUUGCUAGUUGGCGUUAUUUCUAACCCACAAGAAGAAAAGACCACCCCUCCAAACCUCACCAUUCCCCAGAAACCCCUUCCAACACCUGCACCAGCCAAUAAAAAAGCUGUUAAAUCCCCUACUCCACAGGAUAACAGUGCACCAAAAAUAAAUUCUAACAAAAUGCCAUUGGUAUCUCCUUCUAAUCAACCUGCUCGCAUAGAAUCCUCUUCCAAAUCAACUAAAUACUCUAAAAAAGAAGAGGAAUAUGAAUCCAAGGAAUCUAAAAACAUUCAAGCGAAAUAG